Messenger RNA from Torulaspora delbrueckii, 837 nucleotides. It is a transcript of the gene RRG8, whose product is annotated as Rrg8p. The coding region runs from base 1 to 837 and encodes 278 amino acids. The transcript has a single exon. Lineage: Eukaryota; Fungi; Ascomycota; Saccharomycetes; Saccharomycetales; Saccharomycetaceae. The record is from RefSeq and is a predicted model, not a curated record.
AUGAAUUGCUCGAGAAAAUUGGUCAAGGAACUGCUUAUUAAGAAGAGACAGGGCAUAUUAGCUGUCGAGCCCACGCCGAUCGAAAGUAUACCAUUGAGCCCAUUGGUGACGAAUUUCGAAAGAUGGUCUGAUAAGAGACGAAAGUUGUAUUUUGAGGAUGAUAAAACAAUGCUUGAUGAAGGUCUCCAGGAUUUCAAACUGGAGAAUAAUGUGUUUGCCUCAAUGCUUGCCUCACCCAUGAGAUGCGAAAGAUUAACACGACAGAGGGUUCCAAAAGAUUUACUGAUACAGCUGAAACUUCAAAAACUACCAGAUGUACAGGGGGCUAAGCACAGUUUGAAGCUUGUACCCACUGCUCUGCAUCAGAAAGGAAAUAAGAGUUCUUAUUUGCUGAAUUCAGGCAAAAUAAUAAAAAAAAAUGCGAAACUAUCUCCUAGCUGGAUCCCAAUACCAGCACUGUUGUCAGGUAUGAGAUAUUUCAAAGUUUCAGAUGUUUUCAUUGAUAGAGAUAACUUCUUGGAAGAGUAUUCUAAAGAAACGCAAGAGUAUCUAGAAAGUGAGCUGAACAAAGUGAAGAACUAUGAGACAGUGUUACGAAACUGGAGUAUAGUUGUUGCCUAUGAUGAGGGAAAUACUAAUUCGAUCGAGCUUCUCAGCAUGGGCGCCUUGGAAAUCUUAAAGCUCAAUUUAGGCUGUCUUGGUUGCGCGUCUCCACUUCGUCAAAUCGUGGAGUUCAAAAGUAACCAUGAUCUAGGUCUCGUAUUGGAACUCCCCCGUGACGAGAAGAUAGUCAAGCUGCUUUACCGUUUACUGGCGUGCUUUUCAUCAUCACGUUAA